GGACCGCACGGUCUCCGCCGGCCGUGCCUGCCCCUGCCCCCCACGCGGUCCAUGGCAAAAAAACAGCCACCCCGUUGGCUCUGCCGGCAGCCGUGCCCCGCCCCCGCAUCUCCGCCGGCCGCGCCUCACCGUCGAAAAUUGGAGGGGUUAGGGGAACUGACCGCAGCUGCCCUGGUCCUUGACGGCGGUGACGGCGCCCUUGUCCCUCCAGUCGAUGGACUCUGGCAGCUCCUCGCCGACGUUGUAGCGGUAGCGGUCGCUCCCAAAGCGGGCCCUACGGCGUUGGCCGGCGGGGCGGGUGCCGAGGUAGACGGCGCGGUACUCUUCGUUGGUUAUGUCGGCGAAGCGGUUGAGGCCGAGGCGGAAGGAGUGGUGGCCGGAGUCGGCGGCGGCGUUGUGGGCGUCGAUGAAACGGACGUUGUCCUUGAAGAUCUCGAACCUCCGCUCUUUCUCCUCGAGCGCGUUGUACGUCCGCCCGUGCUUCGCGAGCCACCCCUCGUAGAGGAGCCGCAUCUGCUCUUCGCUCCACUCCAGCCCCCUCACUCCGUGGGCUUCGUUGUACGGCCGCGGCGGCCGCGGCCAGGCAAAAGAGGAGGAGCGGGGCGCCGAUGGAUCGAAGAGGAAGGCCGGGAGGAAGGCGACGGCGGAGACCGGCAGGAGGUGGCAGUGAGGAGAGCGGUGCGGGGAGGAGAUUAGCAUCCUUGAGGGAUCGGGUUUGGCGUCCGCGAGGGUUUGGGGAGCUUCGAGAAGACUCGGGAGAGGUCUGAAGCCAAGAAGGAAGAGAAGAAAAAGAGCUGACACGUGGCGACACAUCAGUGCAUGGCAGGUGGCAUGCGGGGGAGAGCACGGGGACCUGCAAUCGCUGCGCUUGCUCUCCCUCUCCCUCUCCCCACUAUUUCUCUGGUCCCGGUUGCUAACUUGCCAUCCCAAAGACAAAAUCUCGGUUCUUGCACUCGCUUCGUGUUGAAAAUUGCAAGAACUAGGACGGUCUGAGGCACAGAUAUUCCAAAUAAAAUACAAUGAUAUGUUUUAAAGAAAUUUCGUGAUCUGGAGUUUUAUAAAGAGAGGGGCAGGGAGAAGAGAGAAACAUUGAGCAGUUAAGACUUCUUCAGGGAAUUUUGACUGUGAUCAAUUAACCGAUGUUUCUCUUUUAUUCAUAUAUGCUUAAUUUACAAAUUGUCCACUUGGAGUUCCAUUAUUAGAGCAGUUAUAUUUAAGUGUGUGAUUGUUGAUACCAACACCAACUAUCUCAAACAUUGAUCUAUGUUUGAGUAUACUUGAGCAUCCUGGAGUUAUUUUUCUUGGAUUGGGAUCAAAUAAUCUUACCAUAUGACCUACAUUGAGUACAGUCAUGAAGUUGGUUCUUGCCUUUGUAGGGGUUGUCUUUUUUGCUUUUGUUAAAUGGUCUGCAUUCUUUGUUGAGGCUGUUCUGCUUUUGAAACCAAAGAAAGUGUCAGAAUGAAAAUAAAGAGGGAUUUGAUCUGUGCACUUGUUGAAAACUUCUGCUGUUGAAGAGUUUUGUUAGAAUUGACCAAGAAUAUAAGAUGAUAAAAACCUGCAAAGGAUUUUACGUUGUAGAUUAUAUUUUCUUGUGUCUUACUGUUAACUGCUUUUCCCUAGGUUGGUGGCUUUGAACCUGUUUAGAAAAAUAAGUUUAAGAACCACCUCUUGGGAACAAAUUUUCUUCCUAGAAUCUAGCUAUCAUGACCAAGCCAGCUACUAAUUUUUAUUGUGAAGUCUGAUGUGUAACUGUGUCUCUUUCUCUCUCUUGAUUGCAAAUCUUACCUUCUUUGACCAAUUGAGAUUGCAAUUCUCUCUCUCCCCAUCAUGGAACUUACUUCAUACUUCACUCUGGAUGAUGAAGAUUCCUUGCUGAUGCUUAUUUGUUGGAAUUGGAGAAGAACCUUGGCCAUCCAAGAUAUUGAGGAAGCUUGCUUCUUGGAGAAAAUGUUGCAAGCAAGCGGUUGAAACUGAAUGGGUCAGCCUCGUCCAUGAAUGCCCGCUGCAUGUCUUAUCUCCACAAGGAAUUUUUUUUCGUCUUUCCAACCUUCUGAUAAUGGUCGAAUCUAGCUGUGAAAAUUUCUUUCAUCUAUUCAUGUUGAAUAAAGUGAAAUGCAUGUACUGUGGUAUGAAACUUAAUUGAAGAUAUUGGAAGAGGGACAGAUCAGAUUAGUGCAUCUUCAAAAGGAAAAAAAAAGGAAAAGACGAGAAACAAGAGAGUAAAAUCUCCCAAAAAUUAACAUGCUUGAGUUUCUGUGGUCUAUCUAUGAUGUUUUCAAGACCCAACAAAGAGAGUAGGAAAUUCACUUCUAUGUUGCAGCUGAGAUAAUGGCAGCAUCAGAAGCCACUGUCAAAUGAGUUUAUGUUGUGGAUACUUAUCUGUAACAUAGUUUGAUUGGAUUUAUUAAACAAUGUGGUCUUGUGCUUGGCCUUG
Messenger RNA from Elaeis guineensis (African oil palm), 2434 nucleotides. NCBI's taxonomy places the organism in Eukaryota, Viridiplantae, Streptophyta, Magnoliopsida, Arecales, Arecaceae. The record is from RefSeq and is a predicted model, not a curated record.